GGAAAUGCGUGGCUCCGGGCUGUGGCCGCCCGCCCCCCACCCCCCCUCGGGCUCUUUAAGGCCGGCGGUUUUCGCAGCCAGCCCGGGGCGGGGAAAGAGGAGCGCGCGCCCCACGCGGGACCGCCUCCCGAGCCGUAAGUACCGGCGUGGCGGCGCCUCAGCCCGGCCUGGGCGAACCCUGGGUGCUCCGCCGGGCAGCUCACGGCGCCCCGCAUGGCCUGGGGAUCCUGGGAGGCCCUGUGACCCCCCUCGCCUGGUCUCCCUCUCACCCCUGGAGGGUUGCCGCAGCUCCGGGGCCCGCGGGCAGGAAGGGCGCACUGGUUGUCCCGGGAGAGGGGUCUGAGCAGAGGGCGGGGUGCAGGCGGGAUGGCCCUCGUGCCCUAUGAGGAGACAACGGAAUUUGGAUUGCAGAAAUUCCACAAGCCUCUUGCAACUUUUUCCUUUGCAAACCACACGAUCCAGAUCCGGCAGAACUGGAGACACCUGGGAGUCGCAGCGGUGGUUUGGGAUGCGGCCAUCGUUCUUUCCACGUAUCUGGAGAUGGGAGCUGUGGAGCUCAGGGGCCGCUCUGCCGUGGAGCUGGGUGCUGGCACGGGGCUGGUGGGCAUAGUGGCUGCCCUGCUGGGAGGUGGAAUUUAAUUCUCCUCCCCUUGAAUAUGGGCUGGACAAAGAGAAAAAUGGUAGCUCAACAGUGGAGACACCUGGACAGCACUUUAACCAAGUAAUCAAAGUUAACAUCGCCAGUUAUGUAUGUGCUCCCAGAUGUGAUGUUAUGAGAAGGGCACACUAUACCUCUGUGGAAUUCCUCCCCAAAACCUAUUAUCUCAAUCUAUCCAUAGAAGACACUGGACAAAUACAAACUGAGGGAUAUUCUAAAAGAAAACAGAUCACUACUCUUCAAAAGUGACAAGGCCAUCAAAGACAAGGAAACAGAAACUUUCACAGACUGAAGGAGACUAUAAUUAAAUGCAAUAUGGUACCCAAACUGGAUUAUGUAAGUAAAAAAACUGGGGAAAUAAAAUGUAUAAUUCAGUUAAUGGUAUUAUACCAAUGUACUUUUAUUUUUGAUAAAUGUACCCUGGUUAUGUAAUAUACUAAGAUUAGAGAAAGCUGGAUGAAGGGUAUCUGGAACUCUGUAGUACUAUUUUUACAACUCCUUUUUAAGUUUAAAAUUACUUAAAAAUACAUUAAAAAUGUAUAUUUACCUUUGUACUGGUUUGAGUAAAAAAACUGACUUUAGAAUGUUAACAUUUUAGAUGGUGAAAUUAGAAGUAAUUAAAUUUUUAGGUAAUGUUUCUUAAUUUACUUAUAAUGAACAUGUUUUACUUGUGUAAUAAUAAUAAAUUUAAAAAAACUGAUAGUAAUGUACAUACUCUUUGGUAACCUGCUUUUGUCUGAGAACAUCUUCCCAUCUUAAUAAAAAUACAUCUUUAUUUACUCUUAA
Nomascus leucogenys (northern white-cheeked gibbon) is the source of this 1444-nucleotide messenger RNA. RefSeq names its product methyltransferase like 21A (gene METTL21A). Gene Ontology annotation, molecular function: protein-lysine N-methyltransferase activity. The record is from RefSeq and is a predicted model, not a curated record. The transcript is spliced from 4 exons. Gene Ontology annotation, cellular component: cytosol; cytoplasm. Bases 367 to 639 code for a protein of 90 amino acids. Gene Ontology annotation, biological process: peptidyl-lysine methylation. NCBI's taxonomy places the organism in Eukaryota, Metazoa, Chordata, Mammalia, Primates, Hylobatidae.